AUGUCGCGAAUUCGAGCGGGUGCAGCCCUGUCGACGUUAUCCCCAGCACAGCAGGCAGUCCUCGAGGCAGCAAAGCUCGACUUGUCAAACCUUAGCUCUGAAAGAACUGCUCAGGAUGCAGAAAGAAGGAGUUUGGCUCGUGAUUUCUGCUCCGACACUGUGACUGCGCCACCACAAGCAAUGUUAGAGUAUGCAUUCAAAGUGACAUCUUUUGGCGACGACGUAUUCCAACGAGACUACUGUACCAACGCCCUCGAGAAGCAUGUAGCGAAUCUUUGUGGCAAAGAGGCGGGAUUGUUCAUCAGCAGUGGAACAAUGGGGAACCAAAUUGCCCUGAGGUGCCUCUUGGAACAACCACCAUACAGUGUACUUUGCGACCAACGCUCGCAUCUUUCUCAGUACGAGACAGGAGGAGCCGCCUAUAAUAGCGGGGCGACUUUGAUCCCAGUCGUUCCAAGCGAUGGCAAGCCGAUUUGUUUUCGACGGUUUCUGUCGUUGGAGGAUGUCAAAAAGCAUAUUAUCCUGACAGACGACAUUCACUAUGCCACUACCCAAGUCAUCGCACUGGAGAAUACGCUCAACGGUAGCGUUCAUCCUCAGCAGUCAAUCCUGGAGAUAGCCUCCUUCGGGAAACAGCACGGAAUGAAGAUGCAUCUUGACGGUGCAAGACUUUGGCACGUUGCCGUAGAGACUGGCCAACCACUUUCAGAGUUGUGUUCCCCCUUUGACACUGUCACUCUCUGCUUCAGUAAAGGAUUGGGUGCUCCCGCAGGUUCCAUCCUUGUCGGAACCGAAAAGACGAUUGCUCUCGCAAGGCGCUAUCGGAAACUAUUUGGCGGUGCAAUGAGACAAAUAGGGAUUUUAUCAGCUUGUGCAGCAUACGCACUUACACACCAUCUUUCUCUUCUCCCAUCCGUCCAUUCAAAGGCCAAGCGCCUAGCUCAAGGUCUACAGGAUAUGGGUAUCAGCAUUACAACACCUGUCGAAACAUGCAUGGUCUGGUUCGAUCCAUCUCCAGCUGGUUUAACGACGGAAAAUAUUGCGAGCGAAGCUGCAGCAUUACAAGAACCCAUUACAAUGUUUGGGAGCAACCGAGUUGUGGUUCAUAUACAGACCUCUGACGAGGCUAUCGACGAUCUACUUCGUCUCGUCCGGUCAUUGAUACAGAAUGGAGGACCCACUGGCAGAGGUACCACCGUCUCAAGAGGAGUCUAUUCAGCUCGUCUAUGA
Messenger RNA from Serendipita indica DSM 11827, 1230 nucleotides. Lineage: Eukaryota; Fungi; Basidiomycota; Agaricomycetes; Sebacinales; Serendipitaceae. The record is from the annotation of a GenBank genome assembly.